AUGGGCACAUGGACCGAUUUAGCGUCUUCUCUUUCACAUCCAAGUGAUCUACUCGAUGGCUUCCCACCACCUUACACAGAGCUUGACCCGCAGACUGCGACUCAAGCCCCCCAACUUGACACGCCAUCUUAUACUGAAUCUACCAGUACAUCUGCAACGACCAAAUUCCCUCCUGCGAUAAAUGGAUAUUUUCAAUGGAAAUUUACGACCACCUUCCACCUUGGGCCGACCGCGGACGAAAAGCUGUUCGCGGUGUCAACUCCCGCGACCGUUUUCAAGAACAAACCCACGAUUCUGUUAUACGAUGGUCCAACCAAUAAGCACCCGGUCAUGGCAACGGCUCAGGGCGACAAGUGGGGAAGGAGCAGGCCCAUCGCAAUCACACUCCUACCUCGUCCUGGAUCUCAACAUGAAGACGCCAUUGUGGAACAGGUCAUUCCCGGGGGUUCGCUGUUGCAUGCUUCACCUAGCUACACGUUCGAAACCUCCGUGGGUCCGAAAGGGACAACACGCGAAAAAUUCGAGUGGCGUAAGAGCUAUGGUAAUGAAUUCAAAGAACUUGCCGGUCUCUCCUAUGGAUGGAAAUUGGCACGGUUGACAGGGCCAGUGAACAGUGUCGGCGGGAGCAAAAAGGAGCGCGAUCGGGGGUAUACGAGCGAUGGGUUGGAGAUCGUUGCUCUCAUUGCACACAACGCUUCUUGGAGCCUGACUAAGGGGUUUCGAUUCAUUUUCAUGGGUGCUGGGUUGACUGGUACCAUGGGGGAAAUUUGGGAGAUUGUUGUGGUGACCUCUGCGCUCCAAUUGUGGGUUAUGGACGUGCAAGACACAUCUGCUGCUACACCCACUGUCGCAAGUGCUGCCAUUAGUUGA
This is a messenger RNA of Penicillium digitatum Pd1, 870 nucleotides long. Its product is annotated as polyketide cyclase. The record is from RefSeq and is a predicted model, not a curated record. NCBI's taxonomy places the organism in Eukaryota, Fungi, Ascomycota, Eurotiomycetes, Eurotiales, Aspergillaceae.